Molecule: messenger RNA, 2520 nt
Organism: Penicillium nucicola
Lineage: Eukaryota; Fungi; Ascomycota; Eurotiomycetes; Eurotiales; Aspergillaceae
Gene: pldA
Exons: 8
Coding region: 1-2520 (839 amino acids)
Biological process (GO): phosphatidic acid biosynthetic process; cell motility; intracellular signal transduction
Molecular function (GO): D-type glycerophospholipase activity
Source: RefSeq, a predicted model, not a curated record
AUGCAGAAAUUCAAGGCAAAGCUCGAACAUUCAAUCGACCAUCUAGAGGGGUCUUUCAAAGAUACCCAUAUCCACGAUGUCAAAGCCGAAGCCACACAUUUCAAGCACAAGGUGGGCAAGUUCUUCAACAUAAUAAACCCCAAUCAUCGCCACGAUGAGGAGCAUGAGCAAGAAACAGAUCGAAAGCGUUCUGCGAUCGCAGAGUCGCACCGCUUUGAGUCAUUUGCGCCCGUCCAUGAUGGCAAUCGCGUCAAGUGGUAUGUCGACGCCAUGGAUUACAUGUGGGCGGUCUCCGAAGCGCUUGAAAAAGCGACCGAGACCAUUUACAUCGCCGAUUGGUGGCUGUCUCCGGAGCUGUUCAUGCGCCGCCCUCCUGUGGAUCACCAGGAAUGGCGAUUGGACCAGGUCCUGAAGCGACGCGCGGAGGCUGGUGUGAAGAUCUAUGUGAUUGUCUACAAAGAGGUCAACCAAGCCUUGACUUGCAAUUCGGCGCACACCAAGCAUGCGCUGCGAAACCUCUGCCCAGAGGGAACUCCGGGCUACGGCAACAUUCGAGUGAUGCGCCACCCCGAUCACAAUGUCUUUGAAAACGCAGCCGAUAUGACCCUUUACUGGGCCCAUCACGAGAAAUUCGUUGUCAUCGACUACGCUGUCGCAUUUAUUGGAGGUAUUGAUCUUUGCUUUGGACGGUGGGAUGUGAACCAGCACCCACUGGCAGACGUCCACCCAGCCGGUCUGCGGGACGACAUCUUCCCCGGACAGGAAUUUAACAAUAACCGAAUUAUGGACUUCCAGGGCGUGGAAGACUGGCAGAGCAACGAAGUUAGCAAGGCUGACUUCGGUCGUAUGCCCUGGCACGAUGUGGCUAUGGGAUUAAUGGGUGACUGCGUAUUUGAUAUUGCAGAGCACUUUGUCCUGCGCUGGAACUUUAUCAAGCGUGACAAAUACAAGCGUAAUCACGAUGUCGACUGGUUGAUUAUGGAGGGUCGCACCGAGGAUGAAGAUAUCAUCGCUGUGCAGAGACCCAAGUACCCAUGCGGUGACUACAUUCAGCACCCAUUGACUCCUCUCUUGUCUAAGCCCCGUGGGGAUGUGGGCACUGUGCGCGCUCAGAUCGUGCGAAGCAGUGAUGACUGGAGUAGUGGAAUUCUGAACGAGCACAGUAUCCAGAACGCUUACUGCGAGACAAUCCGCAACGCUCAGCACUUUGUGUACAUUGAAAACCAGUUUUUCAUCACCGCUACUGGCGACCAGCAGCGUCCAAUUGUUAACACGAUUGGCCGGGCUAUUGUCGAUGCGUGCGUGAAAGCAGGUAAGGAAGGCCGCAAGUUCCGCGUCAUUGUUGUCAUCCCUGCGAUUCCUGGUUUUGCUGGUGAUCUGCGUGAUAACGCCGCCACGGGAACCCGGGCUAUCAUGGACUAUCAGUACAAGUCGAUUUGUCGUGGCGAGCACUCAAUCUUUGGGCAAAUCGAGAAAGAGGGCGUUGACCCUCGUGAGCAUGUCUUCGUAUUCGCCCUGCGAGCAUACGACCGAAUCAACAAGACGCCCGCUCUGGAGGAACUCGAGAAGCAGGCGGAUGUAACAUACCAGGAUAUUCAGCGCGGUAUCGCCGAAUCUAUCAUGAGUGAAAGUGUGCAUCCGUCGAUCGGCAAAGAUGGUGACCGCAACGAGAAGGACUAUGCCGGCGACACAAGUCAAAAAGAAAUCACUCUGCAGAAACUGGAGAAGUUCGAAGAGAAGGUUGAGCAACGCAAGGCCAAGGAUGGCUUCCACAGCAAGGACACAGUGUCGCACUGCACUAUGUUAAACGGCGGUAAGCUGUCCGACGAAAACUGGGAGGGUGACCCCGAGGCCGAGAAGGGCAACUUUGUCCAGGAGGAGCUUUACGUGCAUGGCAAAGUGUGUAUUGUCGACGACCGCACGGUGAUUUGCGGCAGUGCCAACAUCAACGAUCGGUCGCAACUGGGAUCGCACGACAGCGAACUGGCCAUUGUCAUGGAAGAUCAAGACUUCAUCGACAGCACCAUGAACGGACAACCCUACCGAGCCGCCCGAUUGGCCGCAACCCUGCGGCGCCAACUCUGGCGCGAACACCUAGGCCUACUACCGGCGCAGGAAUACGACGCCACAGGACAUCCCAACGCGCGAUCGCCGGACGAAUGCUUAAACGAGAUCAUCCCAGGCGCCGAGGACGAGUUCGUGACGGAUCCGCUGAGCGACGGGGUCUGGAACACCUGGACGUCUCAGGCGAGUGGGAACACCGAGACGUAUCGGAUGCUGUUCCGCGCGGAUCCCGAUGAUAACAUCAAGACCUUUGAGGAUUAUGACAAUUUCCGACCGCGUGGCACGCAUAAAGAGGGCCACUUGUUCGAUCCGUAUAUGCCUGCCAAGGAUGUGCGUGAGAAGCUCGACCAGAUCAAGGGUCAUUUGGUAUGGUUACCAUUGGAUUUCCUGCGAGAUGCUGAAAUGGCAGAGCCUGGGUUGGCAGUGAAUCAGAUUACAGAGAGUAUCUACACCUAG